Sesamum indicum (sesame) is the source of this 2819-nucleotide messenger RNA. RefSeq names its product Subtilase family protein. The record is from RefSeq and is a predicted model, not a curated record. Gene Ontology annotation, biological process: proteolysis. NCBI's taxonomy places the organism in Eukaryota, Viridiplantae, Streptophyta, Magnoliopsida, Lamiales, Pedaliaceae. Gene Ontology annotation, molecular function: serine-type endopeptidase activity.
UCCCACACUCUCUUCCACUCAGUACUACUACUGCCCACUGACUCACUUUUUUUGAGAUGAAACUUUUUUCACUCAUAAAUAUAUACACACACUACGCUGCCCGUGUAUGAAUCUAGAGCUCAGCCCCCAUCUGCUUCCAUGGCGUUAUCUCCAAUCUGUUAUUUUCUUCUUUGUACAUAUUUUCUUGUGAUAUCACUGCUAAUUUUCUCUCCUUCACCAACUCAAGAAGCGGAACAGAGAAAAACCUUCAUAAUCCAUGUCCAGCACGAUGCAAAACCCUCCAUUUUCCCAACUCACAACCACUGGUAUGAAUCCUCAUUGAGAUCCCUUUCCACUGUUAGUGUCAAUGCGGCUUCGCCGGAUUCUGCUGACGCUAGCCGCAUAAUCCACUCCUACAACAACGUUUUCCAUGGUUUUUCAGCCAAACUCUCAGCUUCUGAAGCCCAGAAGCUGGAAAGCUUAUCCGGCAUAAUUGCGGUUAUUCCGGAGCAAGUGAGGCAAGUGCACACCACCCGCUCGCCGGAGUUCCUCGGCUUGAAAACUGGCGACAAUGCUGGGUUGUUGAAAGAGUCUGAUUUCGGGUCGGAUCUUGUAAUAGGAGUUAUCGACACCGGGAUCUGGCCAGAGAGAGAGAGCUUUAAUGACCGGAAUUUAGGUCCCGCUCCCGCGAAGUGGAAAGGGGAAUGCGUCGCCGGGGAGAAUUUUCCGGCGAGUUUGUGUAACCGGAAAUUAAUUGGGGCUAGGUACUUUUGCAAUGGAUACGAAGCAACUAAUGGGAAAAUGAACGAAACGAACGAGUUCCGUUCGCCGAGAGAUUCCGACGGGCAUGGCACGCACACAGCUUCAAUAGCUGCUGGGAGGUACGUGUUUCCAGCUUCAACUCUAGGCUAUGCUCGCGGCGUGGCUGCUGGGAUGGCACCGAAAGCCCGCCUGGCGGCUUACAAAGUCUGCUGGAACGCAGGCUGCUAUGAUUCAGACAUUCUCGCGGCGUUUGAUGCUGCUGUAGCUGACGGUGUUGACGUCAUCUCGUUGAGCGUGGGUGGAGUGGUGGUGCCGUACUAUCUGGAUGCUAUAGCAAUUGGGGCGUUCGGCGCGUUUGAUGCUGGAGUAUUCGUCUCUGCCUCUGCAGGAAACGGCGGCCCCGGCGGAUUAACAGUUACAAACGUCGCUCCGUGGGUUACAACCGUAGGUGCGGGGACCAUCGACAGGGAUUUCCCCGCCGACGUCAAGCUUGGCAAUGGAAGAAUAAUUCCGGGGGUCAGCGUGUACGGCGGACCGGCGCUGGCUCAUGAUAAGCUCUACCCUCUAAUUUACGCCGGGAGUGAAGGCAGCGACGGAUACUCGUCUUCCCUCUGUUUGGAAGGUUCAUUGGACCCUAAUGCGGUGAGAGGAAAAAUAGUUUUAUGUGACAGGGGAAUUAACUCCAGAGCUGCAAAAGGUGAAGUGGUGAAGAAGGCCGGCGGAAUCGCAAUGAUUUUAGCUAACGGAGUUUUCGACGGCGAAGGUCUGGUGGCGGAUUGCCACGUGUUGCCCGCGACAGCAGUUGGCGCGACGUCGGGGGAUGAAAUCAGAAGGUACAUUCAAUCAGCUAUGAAAUCGAAAUCUCCGCCAGUGGCAACGAUCAUUUUCCGCGGUACUCGGCUGCAUGUCGCUCCGGCGCCAGUAGUGGCUUCGUUUUCUGCCCGCGGCCCAAAUCCAGAAACCCCAGAGAUUUUGAAGCCCGAUCUGAUCGCACCUGGCUUGAACAUACUCGCUGCCUGGCCUGACAAUGUCGGGCCGAGCGGUAUUCCGUCGGAUAAGCGCCGGACAGAGUUCAAUAUUUUGUCGGGGACAUCCAUGGCUUGCCCACAUGUGUCUGGCUUGGCUGCUUUGUUAAAGGCAGCUCACCCGGAAUGGAGCCCCGCAGCCAUCCGGUCAGCUUUGAUGACCACGGCUUACAGCCACGAUACCCGUGGAGAAACAAUGCUAGAUGAAUCCACAGGCAAUUCAUCAACCGUGAUGGAUUACGGGGCAGGCCAUGUCCAUCCACAAAAGGCCAUGGAUCCAGGCCUGGUUUACGACUUGAAUUCCUACGACUACGUUGACUUCUUGUGUAACUCGAAUUACACGACCAAGAACAUUCAAGUGGUAACCCGAAAGGCAGCUGAUUGUAGUGGGGCAAAGAGGGCUGGGCAUGUGGGGAAUUUGAAUUACCCGACGUUGACAGCCGUGUUCCAACAAUACGGGAACCAUAAACUGUCAACACAUUUUAUACGGACCGUGACUAAUGUGGGCAAUCCAGAAUCCGUUUACACUGUCAAAAUUCAUCCCCCGAGUGGGGCAUUGGUGACGGUGGAGCCGGAGAGGCUGGCCUUCCGCCGGGUGGGGCAGAAGUUGAACUUUCUGGUCAGGGUACAAGCGGAGGCACUGAAACUAUCUCCAGGGAGCUCAGUUGUGAAGAGUGGAUCAAUAGUAUGGUCUGAUGGGAAGCAUUUUGUGACUAGUCCAAUAGUUGUGACAAUGCAGCAGCCACUUUGAUCACUUAGUCUUGUGAAAAUCUUGGGCUUUUGCUGAGCAAAAGGUUUGCUAAAUGGGGGAGAGGGAUGAUGUGAGAUAUAUAUGUAUGUAUAAUGAGAAUGAAAUGGGCUUCUUUCUAUACUUGAGAAAGUGGCAUGAAAUGAGAGUAAGUUGGUCUAGUAGGUUUUGGUCAGGUGCAGCAGGGUAAUGCUAUUGAGUUUGUGUAAGAUGUCGAAUCAAGAAUGUGAUGUAAAAAGAAGAUGCGCUUGUGUUGAGGAGAAGAUCAUAAGAAAAAAGGUCAAUGAUGAUCAAUUUUCUUUUUA